GCAUAAGUUUGGAAAUUUUUUUGCAAAUUAUUGAAUUAUUUCACACACAUUUUAAUUGAUUAACAUUCAAUUAUAAAUUAUACUUCUGCUUGCAUUAAAAUUUAUUUCAAAGAAAAUGCAACUCUAAAUACAGUUAACUAUGGCUACCUUGCAUUUGUUGCUGUCAGUUUCCGUCGGUGCGAGUGAAAACGUUUAGCCGCUUUUUUUGCAAAUUUGUAAAGCUUUAUUAAUUUCUUUUAAAUGUUAUUACAAUUGCCGUACAUUUUUCAAGGUAUCGAUAAUAUUGAGUUAUUUGAUUUGAAAGCAAGUAUACAAUAAGUCCGAGAGUUAUUUGUGGUGUGUAUAAAAGCAAUAUUGCUGAGCGGUGAUCGGUGAAUAAGUGAAAAAAAUAAAAGUGGUUUUGUGUCUUGUCAAAAAAAUGUAUGAAAUCUGUUAUAAUGAUCGGUGUGUCGUGUAAUAUAACGCUCAGGAUAAGCAAGCAAUGUGAUAAUAACUACUGUCGGCGAUUACUUCCGCACUUUACGCAAUUUAAGGAAAUUUCCGACGCUAGUCAGCCACAGUCAACGCAAAGCACUACAAUGUCGCACACGCACUUGAAGUUAGUGAUUUCUGCUUUCAUCUUUUUGUGGCUAUGCCACAGAACACCAGCACAGGUUAGUGAUCGGAUUGUUGGUGGUCAAGCUACGACCGUUGCAAAUGCACCAUAUAUGGUGCAAAUCCGUUUCAAUGGCUCCUUCCGGUGUGGUGGUACUUUGAUAUCGACAACGCAUGUCCUGACAGCUGCACAUUGUAUCAAAGGCAGGAGACGCGCUCUUUUUACCGUACAUGCAAACACUACUAGGUUAGGACAGACGGGCAUAACACGCAAUGUAUCGAGAGCGUUUGUACCGCGUGUAUUCAACAGAGUAACUAAAAGAAUGGAUGUGGCUGUAUUGAGGUUAUCCUCAGCUAUCAAUGGCACGAAUGCACAACCGAUUGGACUGUGCAAUCAAAGUUUGACUCCUGGCCUUAGAUUGAGAGUAUUUGGCUGGGGUACGACUUCGGAAAAUAGCAGUAAUGUAUCAAGAGUUUUGCGUAGAGUAACUGUGCCUGUUGUUCCUAAGCCCAGAUGCAGAAGACAAUAUGCUGGUAUUCAAAAUAUAACAAGGACCAUGUUUUGUGCUGGCGUUCCUGGGAGUAGAGACGCGUGCACGGGUGAUUCCGGUGGCCCGGCGAUAGCUAAUGGACGUGUGUGCGGCAUUAUAUCGUUUGGUAACGGCUGUGCACGUCCAAACUUCCCUGGUGUCUAUACGAGCGUACCGAUGGUACGAAGAUUUAUAAACCAGGCAUUAGCACAAUAAUAAUAAUAUUUAAUGGACUUUUGUUAUGUUUACCGCAAUAAAUAUUUACCCGAACUCGUAGUUGGAAAAAUUUAA
This is a messenger RNA of Bactrocera oleae (olive fruit fly), 1415 nucleotides long. Its product is annotated as seminase. NCBI's taxonomy places the organism in Eukaryota, Metazoa, Arthropoda, Insecta, Diptera, Tephritidae. Gene Ontology annotation, molecular function: serine-type endopeptidase activity. The record is from RefSeq and is a predicted model, not a curated record. Gene Ontology annotation, biological process: proteolysis.